UUGCACUAUUCUCUGCACACGUCGAACCGAUGUCAUGUUGUGGCACUAGAUCAACGUCUUUGCUUUGCCACCAAAUAUAUUCGUACGAGUGCACUUCGCUGAGAUUGAAAUCGGUUUGGGACUCCGCCGCCGUUCAGCGCUAGCGCUGGAGCGCUUCAGCACAUUCAACAUCCCACAACGAUCAGAACGCACAACAGGCUCGUCGGCUCUGAACGUUCUUUGCGCGUCGGAAGGUUUUAAUCUAGAGUCAACCCUCAAGCUUUCGGCUUAAUGUUAACCGAAAUACCUCAAGAGCUGCUCAUUCUAAUAGUCGAGCAUACGGACGUAUUCACGGCGCUAGCCUUGCGAAGCACCUGCAGAGUGCUCCAAGCAGCCACACGCGAUAAGCAGCUAUGGAUCGCGCUUCUACAAAAGCUGGUUCAGGCGGGUCAUGUUCCCCUCUCGCGUUCUCUUGAAAAUCUCGAACACUUGACGCCCGAGAAAGUUGAGGCAAUCACUUGCCGAGCUGCAUCGCUCUGUAACGCUUGGGAAAACCACACCAUCAGGGCAAAAACAGUCUGGCGAGCGGAUCUCACACGCUCGGUGACAUGGCUUAGGCUGGUCGAGUCACGAUUCCUCCUAAUAGCCUCCUCGGAUACCGUAUGCAGCAGUCUAGAGCUAUAUGAUUUGGCUUCUUUGGAAACCAGUGGGCUCGUCCCGCUCACAGAAUGUUAUGUACCGGGGCCCAUCUUGAGCGGAGAAGCGGAGAUCCAAGAUGGCCGACUUUACGUGGCCGUAGCAUUGGACACCCGAGUUCCGAAGCUGCAGGUCCUCACCCUUUGUGACGUAGACGAUCUACAAUCCUUCGGAGAAAUUCAGACUUUAACAGGUUAUGGUGACAUCAUGCUACUUCACCGUGAUGUCAUCGUUUGUGGAACGAAGGAUAACGUGGCGAUACCCCACAUUGUUGAUUGGAAAACGGGGCUUAAUCAUGCAGUCGAGAAGGUGCCGGAUUACAGGGGAACCCGGUUCAAAGCAUACAUCUGGGACAACCUGCUCGUGACCAUUGGCACGGUUGACGUAAAGCUUUAUUCGCUGCCGUCGCUACAAUCACCACCUUGCGUCGUUCAUACGUUCCCUCUCGCUACGGAGAUGUGCGGCGAUGUAGAGGAAGUCUCGUUCUUCAAGAGUUCGCAGCCCAUCAAUAUCACCUUUCCCUUUACCGGUUGGGUUUCAACAUCGACCGAACUUUCCUGGAUCAAAAGUUUUAGUUCACCCGAGGAUUACCCAGGGGAUUGCGAACAAGGGAGCGUUUGGAGAUGUAGCCUGCUGCGCAGCCUGGACCCAAACGCAAGCGAGCUCUAUUCCAUCUCCGAUCCCGAGAGGCUCACCAGUCCAUCUGGUGCAACUUCUGUGACUAGUGGAACAAUCGGUGGACAGGCACUUUGGGUAGACCAGCCUUAUCACUUUGGAUUGUCUCUUUAUAGCGCCUUAAGAACGCCGCCCACCGAGUCGGUGGUAGUCCAGCCACCCCACGAUUUGCCUAGUCUAGCUGCGUUUCCGCAACUUGCUUUUGAUGACGCCUCUGGUAUCAUCGCAGUCGGUAAUUUAGCUGGAGAAGUUGCCAUCGUAGACCUUGUUGGCGCCCCAUUCACUUCUCUAUCUGCAGGCGAUCCCUUGCCGUUGACUCCAGUCGGUGAUAUUGACAAGCUGACUCCAACUACGAUCAUACCGCUGGACGUUAUUACCUCGUUGCUGAAUCGCCCCACUGACAUGAAUUCGCUUGACUAUGAACAACACUUACUUGCAGACCGCAUUCGUAACCUCGACAGCUCCGAAAUUCAGACUCUACCCGAACUCUGGAGAGACCGCAAACGGCUACGCAUCCGGAGUCACGAAUGUGAAAACAUUCCGUUCUUGGGCGACCUCGCCUUCGAGCUUUCUCAUUCAUUCGAGUUUCUUGGUCGCGUGCAGCUGAUAAUAAGCGACAAUAUGAGUCAUACACUACUUUCCAAAGGUGGACUCUACUUCGUCUACACAGGAGCAUGGGGAGAGGAAUUCAUCGUCUUCCGUGGCGGGACCACUCUGGAGGACAUCUUGAACUGCAUUUUCACUUUCCCCGAGGCUGGCCUAAAGUUCCCAGGCUUGGACUAUAAGCCGGUCGUACUUCGGUCUUUUUCCAGCUUCGCGAAGGAGCAAAGCAUGAAGGUAGCCACUCGGAAUGAACGUCGGGACUUGGGGAAGAAUCGAUUUCAUGAGAUGCGAGCUCGGGGAGGGUCUCCAUCAACGUGGCUCACAAACGGCAUGUGGCUCGCGUUGGGCUCAGAGCAGCCGAUGUAUGAAGGAGCCCUUCCUCGCUGGGAGACCUUGUAUCACGCUGUGCCGGAAUUUACCACACAGCGUCUGGGCACUUCCACGAGAAAUGAUGACACACACGCUUAA
Molecule: messenger RNA, 2421 nt
Organism: Coniophora puteana RWD-64-598 SS2
Lineage: Eukaryota; Fungi; Basidiomycota; Agaricomycetes; Boletales; Coniophoraceae
Exons: 6
Coding region: 271-2421 (716 amino acids)
Molecular function (GO): protein binding
Source: RefSeq, a predicted model, not a curated record